Molecule: messenger RNA, 2616 nt
Organism: Armigeres subalbatus
Lineage: Eukaryota; Metazoa; Arthropoda; Insecta; Diptera; Culicidae
Exons: 7
Coding region: 91-2616 (841 amino acids)
Cellular component (GO): membrane
Molecular function (GO): ligand-gated monoatomic ion channel activity
Source: RefSeq, a predicted model, not a curated record
GAAAUUAAAACGCGAUACAAUGGAGACUUAAGACAUGUGGAAGUUUUGCCUGGAAGCAAUGCAGUUGUUGGAAUACUCCAGUCGUCUUGGAUGAUAUUCGAUGUGCAUAAAAAACAUAGUAAGGGUGACCUGGUAUUCAUAGAAGUAUGCUACCGUGGUCGAGAUCUGGCAAACCUCACCAACAUGCAUCACGCAUUGCGUCGUUUCGAUAGGAACUCAAAAGAACGAAAGAACUUACGCGGAUACGCCAUGCCUACAGGGGUAGCGAUCACCGUUCCCGAAACCCACACUGGGAUCAGCGACACUUCGGAUACCAUCCACGAUCAGUUUGCCAAAGCUAAUUUUCCUCUAGUGAAGGAGCUGAUGUACGAUAUGAACUUCACUCUGAACAUGAUUCAGGUUGACCAAGGUGGAUGGAAAACAAAUGGCACCUUCAACGGACUGAUGGGUUUAUUCCAAAACCGAACCGUUGAGCUUGCAGGAAUGGGUAACCUAAUGCGGUCCGAAAGAAUGGAAGUGGUAGAUUUUACCAUUGUAACACUACUGUUGAAGACCAGCGUUAUCUUCAAACAACCUCCACUAUCACUGGUUUCCAACAUCUUUGAGUUACCGUUCAGUGGUGAGGUGUGGCUCAGCUGUCUGGGAUUCAUAAUCGCUUGUUGGAUAACGAUGAUGAGCUUCAGGUUCAUUUCCAGGCUGGAACUCCUAACUCCGGCAGACUCUUUAACCUUCAUCAUCGGAACCAUGUGUCAACAGAGUAUCGAUCUGGCCUCUUACUUCAACUCAACAAAAUUCCUAUUCUUUGUAGCCAAGCUAGCAAGUUUCUUCAUUUUUACUGCUUAUUCGGCAACGAUCGUAGCGUUGCUUCAAAGUCCUAGCAAAGCCAUCACAUCGGUCGAUGACUUGACGGCUUCACCAUUGAAAGUCGGAGCCAUGGAUGUUGUCUACGUGUGGGUUUACUUCAACGAAAGCAAGGAUCCUCAAGUGCAGAGACUGUUCCGCAAGAAGAUCAAACCUUUUGGGAAGAAGGCCCUCAUCGAAGCUGAAGUUGGAAUGAAACGAGUUAAGGAUGAGUUAUAUGCAUUUCAGACUGAGGUGAAUGCAGCCUAUCACCUGAUCAAAGAGACGUUCACUCCACAGGACACCUGUAAGAUCCAUGAAUUGGAAGCGAUUAAGGUAGCGCCCUUCUCCAUCCCUGUUAAAAAGGGAAGCAAGUAUCGAAACCUAUUCCGUCAGCGGCUUAUAUGGCAGAUGGAGGUCGGAAUUAUACACCGCACGCAUAUGAUCUGGGUUGCCCAGAAACCAAAAUGCGAGUCCGGAGUCGCUGCGUUUAACUCGGUUGGUUUGCAUGAGUUGCGAUCUCUGUACAUUUUUCUGGGAAUCGGUCUAGCAGUCGCAUUGAGUAUAUUGGGCGCUGAAUUGUAUUGGAUGAGGAGAUUGCAGAUGAAACUUUCGAAUUACGUUGACGUUGACGAACCAAAAAUGGAUAAUCAAAGUGCCUUUAAACUAGUUUACCAAGGUGGAAACAACGUGCAGAUUUUUUUGGGUGUAAACUACGGUUCCAGUGAUGAUAGUUCAGACGGAGAAUUUUGUGGAUUCGAUGAGCAAGCUGGAGACGGUGCCUUCCCGUGCAAGGAUGCGGAAAAUAUUGAAAGUUUCCGGUCGUAUUUUGCUUCAUUGGCGUCGGCGGAACAAGAAGCGGAUAGUAGUAGUUACGCUGCGGAAAUAGAACCGGUUUUGAAUAAAGAGCAAAGUAAUCACUCUCCAUCAGGCGGAAUCCCAUUUUCCACAAGGGAAGACGAAGGCUCGGAUGAUAGCUUCUUCGGUAAGGAAGUGGUUUCACCGGAUGCAGAAAUAACUAAAAGAAAAUCUGCGGAAACGUCAUUUGUAAGACUUUCAUAUUCGAACCGUGACAAGCGACACAGCGCCAAGUUCUUCCUCAACACACUGGGAUACGGAGAACACUGCGGAAAUAUCGUAUAUCGGAUGAUUGAUGACACUGAGGAUGACGAAGAAGCUGAACCAAGUACCCUUAAACGCGGAAAAUACGAGCGUAGUUCUGAUCUACGGAACUCCGUCAAAGCACACAUCGCUAAAUACAAUUCGUGUAUCUCGCAUUAUCGUCGUGUUCACGCCCCAAAUAGAUUGUAUCUGCCAACGGACUUAUCGAUUAUUAAAAUGCACAAGAACUACAAUGAAACUCACGAGCCGGGUGUCAGUUACCAGUUUUACGGUCGCACACUGAAGAGUUUGAAUAUUGCGAUGGUGAAACUGGGACACGAGGAGUGCGAAACUUGUAUUUCGGCUAAGCUGCAUCAAAAAACGCUGGGGCAUUCGAUAGAGGAUUUAGCAUCAAGCAAAAGUUGUGCCAUAUGCAGAGACUUCAAGGAACAUAGGCGGCUAUACACGGAAGCUCGUGUGGAGUACGAGCAGGAUGGAGAGUCCGUGACGCCUGGACAUGUGGUGCUGGCAGUUGACCUACAGAAAGUUAUACAGCUGCCACGACUAGACGGGCUGAAAACUAUCGUCUUCAGUCAACGUCUAAUUGCAUUCAACGAGACUUUCGCCCCAGUAGGCAAAUACGCACAAUCUACACCCGUAGUUGCGUGUGUUUGA